Molecule: messenger RNA, 1156 nt
Organism: Moneuplotes crassus
Lineage: Eukaryota; Ciliophora; Spirotrichea; Euplotida; Euplotidae
Source: the annotation of a GenBank genome assembly
CAAUAUUAUAGUGUGAGAUAUGGAGUUUAUACCUGACCAUAAGAUUGAGAGCAGAACAGUUGCUUCACAUGUGAGGAAAAGCAACAAAAAAAUUAAGACAAAUUACACUCGUAACUCUCUGAAAGCCUUUAAAGACCAACAUGAAUUUGCAGGAACAGAAAUUAAAAGUCACAAAGAGGCAUACUUCUGCACCAAAAAUUACGAGAAUGUUUUAAAGAGCCCUAAGGCUACUCAAGCUAUGACAGAAAUUAAUUCUAGUAGUAAGAAGAAGCCACCUGGCCAGAAGAUACAGGAUUGAAAUAACAGAAAGUGUCAUAGAGCAUCUUCAACAACCUAUCAGACCUCUUCUCCUCAGAAGAAUGUAGGAUCAUGCUCAAAAUCAAAAGUUAUAAAUCCCUCGAAGACUGCAAAGGUAUCUUUAGCUGACAAGGAAGGGGUAGUUUUGUACCCAAUCCAUAGAUGAGACUCUAUCAGCCAGAUGCUAGAGUUCAUGAACCCCCAAGAUUCUAAGGAAAAGAUAGACUCUCUUCAACCGAUCCAAGAGAGUUACAUCGAGAGUCUUAUUGAUAAAAUGAUUGAUGAAGAAGAUUUUGGUUGUAAUAAUGUCACAUUUACCAACAAAAUUUAUAACUAUGGUAAGGAUAUGGAUGUUAUUUGGACCUACCAUUACUCUGACAUUGAAAGCAGAGCGAAUAAACCACCUAAAACUAAAGCACAGCUGGAUAACAUGCCCGAUCUUGAGUGUCUUAAGCAUCUAAAUUGUCCUAUAUUAUAUAAAUUGGUGAAAAAGAAGAGUCUCAGUGAUGUAAGCUAUUCUGAAGAGAUCUGAGGAAGCGUCAGAACUGUUUACUCCUCAGAAUCCGAUGACCGAAUUGAUGACUUCAUGACUGAGGGUGAAAUGUUACAGAAAGUAUCUGAUUUCCUAAAUUUUGCAAACUUUAGCAUUCCUUCUGAGCAAGACAAAUUAGCCUCAUCAGACCAUUCUCACCGGGACUCUAUUGUUGAGCUGGACUUUGAUGGAGAAAAUGUAGUUCUUUUUAAGCUAAUCAGGCCAUCAGCUUCUAGAGUUAAGAAGAACAGACUUAGAAGAAUUAAUAAGACGAUGAUCGUAGACCCUAAAUCUCUUGAAAAACUGUAUGCAGCGAGGAGAGAAUAA